Molecule: messenger RNA, 1851 nt
Organism: Cicer arietinum (chickpea)
Lineage: Eukaryota; Viridiplantae; Streptophyta; Magnoliopsida; Fabales; Fabaceae
Product: patellin-4
Molecular function (GO): lipid binding
Source: RefSeq, a predicted model, not a curated record
AAAAUCCUUGGGAUAAACAAAACAAUCAAAACGAAUCUCCAACGGCUCCUCCUCCUCGGUGUUUCCAGUUCUUCAUUUAUGUGACCGUUUCUGGGCCCCACCCUUUUCAAACACAUCAUAUAUACCUUCUCACCACACCACCACCUUAACACAACAAACACAACUGCUUCUCUUCCUUUCACAGAAAUUAAGUCUUCAAACAAACUAAUCAUGACUGCUCAAGAAGAAACCCAGAACGUUGAGGUUGUUGCAUCACCACAAGAAGGUAAAGUUGUUGAUGUUGAAGAAGAAAAAGUUGAAACAAAUGAAUCAGUGGAUGAUGAAUCCACCAAACCUAUAAAGGCAGUUGAGAAAUGUUCUUCUUACAAAGAAGAAAGCAAUUUCCUUUCUGAUCUCAAAGAGUUUGAGAAAAAGGCUUUGGUUGAACUCAAGUCAAAGCUUGAGGAAGCAAUUUUAGGGAACACCCUUUUUGAGAAAAAACAAGAAGAGACUAAAAAGGUUGAAGCUUUAACUGAAGGCGGUGAAGAGUGUGAGAAAGAAGAGAAUGUUGAAGAGGAGAAAAGGGUUGAAGAAGAAGAGGAAAAUGAUUUGUCUAUAUGGGGUGUGUCUCUUUUGCCAAGCAAAGGUGAUGAAGGAAUUGAUGUUGUUUUGUUGAAGUUUUUGAGGGCUAGAGAGUUUAAGGUGAAUGAUUCAUUUGAGAUGUUGAAGAAGACACUUAAAUGGAGGAAGGAAAUGAAGAUUGAUUCUGUUUUGGAUGAAGUUUUUGAUUCUGAUUUGGCUUCUGCUGCUUAUAUGAAUGGUGUUGAUCGUGAAGGACACCCUGUGUGUUACAACAUCUAUGGUGUUUUUGAUGGUGAAGAGAUUUAUCAAAAGACUUUUGGGAAUGAGGAAAAGAGAAGUGAGUUUUUGAGAUGGAGGUGUCAAGUUAUGGAGAAAGGUAUUCAGAAGCUGAAUUUGAAACCAGGUGGUGUUUCUUCUUUGCUUCAAAUCAAUGACCUUAAAAAUUCACCUGGCCCAUCAAAGAAAGAUCUUAGAAUUGCAACAAACCAAACUGUUUCAAUGUUGCAGGACAAUUAUCCUGAAAUGAUGGCCAAAAAUAUUUUCAUCAAUGCUCCUUUCUGGUAUUAUGCACUCAAUGCACUUUUAUCUCCUUUCUUAACACAAAGAACAAAGAGCAAAUUUGUGGUUGCUCGUCCUGCUAAGGUUACUGAAACGUUGAUCAAGUACAUUCCAAUUGAGGAGAUCCCAGUUAACUAUGGUGGUUUCAAGAGGGAAAAUGAUUCUGAGUUCUUUGGCCAAGAGGCUUCUGUUUCAGAACUCAUUCUCAAGGCUGGAUCAACUGCAACUAUUGAAAUUCCUGCAUUGGAGGUUGGAAACACUUUGAGCUGGGAUUUGACUGUUUUGGGUUGGGAGGUAAGCUAUAAGGAGGAAUUUGUUCCAAAUGAUGAAGGCUCUUAUACAGUGAUUGUUACAAAAGGGAAGAAAAUUGGUUCACAAGAAGGAGCAAUUAGGAACAGUUUUAAGAACAAUGAAGCAGGGAAAGUUAUCCUCACAAUAAACAACACAUCAAACAAAAAGAAGAGGGUUCUGUACCGUUACAUGACCAACAAAAGCUCACCAUGAAAAUUCAAUUAUCAAGUUCAAUUUUUUGUUCCAUUGUGUUUUUGGUAUCAUUUAGAUUUUGAAAGUAGGUGAAAUGUGUGAAGAGUUUGUAGUAGACUGAAAAAACGCAGGCAUUCUUUGAUUUGUUAUUAUUACAUAUUCUCUUUUCUUUCAUUUUUUUUAAGUAAAAUUGAUGGAGACUAUUCAUUUUCUUUGCCAAUGAUCUACUUCUUAUUUUGACGUGAAUAA